Molecule: messenger RNA, 12900 nt
Organism: Coregonus sp. 'balchen'
Lineage: Eukaryota; Metazoa; Chordata; Actinopteri; Salmoniformes; Salmonidae
Source: the annotation of a GenBank genome assembly
GAAACGCACCAGCAACACGUUAUCUUGUUUACAAUGUGCAUGCUGUCAAACCCAGAUAGCUCUACCAGGGACCAAACAUGGAACAUCUCAGAGUACUAGAAUUGUACAGCGGUAUCGGAGGAAUGCAUUAUGCAUUAACAGGUAUGUGAAAUAUAUAGCUAGUCACUUGUGAGUCUGACUGUGUUUUUGUGUCCAAGCAUGCUAUAAAUUGGCUAGCCGCGUCUGCUAACGAUAGCAAGUGAAUGGUUUUCUUACUGAUGAUAGCUAGCUAGCUACAGAAGCUAGCUAGCGUUACCUUGUUCUUAAUUGGAGAGCAAAUACUUAGCUAUUGUUUGCAAAGAUGACUGGAAAUUGAUUUGUAGCUAGUUUCUCGCCUAGUUAAUCUCGUUAAUUUGUCAAAAUUUUCGCUCAUGCGCAAUUAACAAGGUUAAUUGCUCCUGUCCAGCCAACUAAGCCUUUUGCAUUCCAAUAAUAUCUCCUUUCUCUUGAAGUGUGCACUCGUUCACUACUCCCCACAAAUCUUAAAGCAUUGGAUUGGUGGAGGCAUAGCUGACAGUUUCAACUGUGGAGUGGAGUUUAGUUCGUUAGUGGAAGCAUGGCUAGCGGGAAUUUCUACCAUAUUUCUUAUACCAGUCAUUUCCUUUCAAUUCAGUGAAAGGAAGUGAACAAGUGUACACUUUGCUCAGGCAGUGACGUUCAUUUGGAAUGCUCAGGUUGACGCAGCCUGUCAUACUUUGGCUUUCAACAGGUGUCACUGUCGCUAUUCAUAAAGUCUAUGGGACAAUACCUGUUGAUCAUUAGCUACCAGGCUCAUUAGCAAACCACUAGACCAUAGUGCCUACUGUUGUGUAUAAGUUAGCUGUCUAUCUUUUCAUGUUGAUGAACACUCCUAUUUCUUUCUCUGUGCAGAGAGUGGUGUGGCAGCAGAGGUGGUAGCUGCAGUGGAUGUGAACACCACAGCCAAUGAGAUCUACAAACACAACUUCCCCAACACGCCUUUACUUCCCAAGACCAUAGAGGUGAGCACUCUUAGACCUGUCAUUGAGGUCCUGGGUUCAAAAGAGUUGCCAUACUGCAUUCUUAACCAGCAGGCUAUAUUUCAGGGGCACACUUCACCAAAGGAAAUAACCAAUUUUAACUGAAAUUGUCAGCUCAUGUUAACUUGUAAGAAGGUCACAUAUACCUGUACUUUGAGAGACAUUCAGACAUUCAAAGUACCAAGGCUAAAACUAAAGGAUAUGAAAAGUCUCUCAAACAACCAGAGAUUUUAGGUUAAAGAGAUUAUCCGGUACAUUUUUAUACUUUUUAGCCAAACGUUCUGAAAUUAGCCUCACGAUCCAAAGGUGGUCCCUGAAAAUGGCGUACUACUUCACAUAUGUGCAGAUAUGUGCACCACAUCAAUGCUCUCUCUCUCGCUCUGCUGUGUGUGCAUCUUGCUACCAGUCACUCAAAUGGUGAGGGGCUGAUGAUCAUUGCCUAGAAUUUGAAUUGCUAGGGGGCUGGCCCACAUGGGGGAAAAGGUAGGGUUGUCUGCUCUGUCAGCAUCCAGUCAGUCAUGAUGCACAACUUGCACUGUCUUCCUAACAGGAUAGAAUAUUCAUGCAGUUAUAGGUCUAUGCAUCACUCUCUUCAAAUUAGCCCUGAAAAAAUGUAGGGAAAAUGGCACAGCUUCCAGAAAAGCAGUUGCUUUCAAACUAUGGAUUACGUGGCUAAUUGAGGCAAGACAGUAAUUCUGCUCAUAAAUUAUGAACUACACAUUGACACAUUCAGCCCAAAGCGGGAGGUUUAAAAAAUACUUAGUAGUCGCCAAAGUUCCAGAACAUGUCUUUAAUCUCUAGCAUUAACCUUCUAAAUUGUGUGUAUUUGUUACAAAAGGAAGCACUUUGCUGACAUGUGCAGAUCAUUGUCAUUUCAGUGUAAUUAUCCUGAGAUGAGUUUAAGUGAUCUUUGACCUGGAUAAUAGAAACCAACAUGGAAUUUUUAUUUAACGCUCAGUGUUAUUCUUGCCAAUUAGCCUAGUCCUCAUACAAGAGUAGCUGUUAUUGACACAAGAUUGUUAAUUUGGAUAAAUAUGCUUUAUUAUGAAAUGAAUGCCUUUUGUGUCCAUUUGAUAUUUUAAGUAGAAAUUGUGCACAAAUAUUGCAUUUUAAAAGCCUGUUAUAUUAAAUGAAGUGUCCUUUUAAUAUAGACCAUAUGGAUAAUUCAAUUAAUCAGAUUUGUUAUAUAAAUAUAGACUUGCUAAAGUGCCAAUAUUCUGCCUUUUCACAUGGCCCUCUGUGCACCCUCUGUUACUUCUAGGAAGAUUUGAACCCACUUAAUCCCAACAUUUCUCCAUGUUUUCAACAUUGUAAAGCCGUGGUUAUUUUGUUGUUUUGACAGUCAUUUAUGAAUAUUAAUAUUUAGGCUAUUUCAUGUGAUUAGUCUAGUGAUUCAUUUACGUCUGUCCCUAAUUUUAAGGUCAACCUUGUUACGUGAACUGAACUCUCUUUUUAAUAUGGAAACUAUUCCUUAAAUACAAUUCUAAAGAAACAUUGAACAUCUAAUACUCAAAUCAUAGUGUAAAACAGUUGAGCUGGUUCUACUCUUUUUGGCAAUUUGCUGUUGUUUUGUGCUGGAUAACUGAGCGGGUCAAGCAUAACACAUCAACCAUGUUACGCAUAGAUAGACAGGCUAGAAAUGUUUUAACGUUUAUUUUUUUUUUGUGAAGCUUGCAUUCAAUUGCCACUUCCUGCCCAAGCUUCCAUUCCCCCUGUCACAAGGGGAUUUAUGGCUGAUUUAUGAUGAAAUCGUCAAACCUGUUACGGUCAACCCUGUUUUACUUUAUUUGGCACUUAAUAGGCACUUACUAUAGUCAUUCUUUAUUUAACUACUUGAGAUGGGAAAAUAUGUUUUUUAUGAUGUUAAACAUGUGCUCUUUAUUACAGAAUGUUAAAAUUAUGUGAUAUCAAACAGUUUUAUUUGUUACACUUCUCAAAAGGUACCGAUUUGGUGGAAGACCCAUUGAGAUAUAUUGGGCCUACUCCUUUAGUGUUGCACACGUUCCAUAAUCUAGGAUGUAUUUGUUUAUUUUGCUUUUCCCCACAUAAUCCCAUGACUUAUGUUUUAAUAGGCUGUUUGAGGUAAAAUAGUAACUGAGGAGCAGGUUAAGUGAGGGGUAAAGGUUGUCUGCUCUGUCAGCAUCCAGUCAGUCAUGGUGCACAACUUGCACUGUCUUCCUAACAGGAUAGACUAUUCAUGCAGUUAUAGGUCUAUGCGUCACUCUCUUCAAAUUAGCCCAGAGUUUCAGUGAAAGCAGAAGGGCAAUUCCAUGGUAACGUAAUUAUGCUGAGACGAUUUUUCCCUUUAAAAUGUAUACCAAACAAAAAACAUUAAUUUUAAAGUUUAACAAACCAUAGAACUCUAUGCACAAUGACUAUUUUUAACACAUUUUUACAAAUAAAGUAAUGUGCAGAUACAAAGUUUGGUAAAAAAAAAUGUUUAACCGUAAUUCUGUUACCAAACUUUGCAUCUGAAUUUACUGUGUACAUUUUCAAAGUAGGCCUAGUCAUUUUGCAUAUAGUUCUAUGGUUUGUUAAUCAAUGUUUUUUGUUUGGCAUACAUUAUUUUAAAGUGACUAGGCCUACUUCCCUUACCGUAGAAUUGCCCAGAUGUAAAUAGAAAUUAUGUUGUUGUAGUGUUUUAAAUCCAGGGACAUAACCUAACCCGAAGACAAUAUAAAGGCUCAUAAGCCUGCAUGCUUAUAACACAUUAAACAGCAGUAUACCUGCAGGCUUUUAUUGGUUGUGAAAAGAUGAGAGAUUAAUGUUAUGGGCAUACCACUGAGGGGUAAUGGUUACACACAGACCUACACUGAGUAGGUUUCCAUGACAUAGACUGACCAGGUAAAAGCUAUGAUCCCUUAUUGAUGUCACUUCAAUCAGUGUAGAUGAAGGGGAGGAGACAAGUUAAAUAAAUAAUUAUUUUUAAGCCUUGAGACAAUUGAGACAUGGAUUGUGUAUGUGUGCUAUUCAGAUGUUGAAUGAGCAAGACAAAAGAUUUAGGCUAAGUGCCUUUGAACGGGUUAUGGUUGUAGGUGCCAGGCGCACCGGUUUGUGUCAAGAACUGCAACGCUGCCGGGUUUUUCACUGUCAAUAGUUUCCUGUGUGUAUCAAGAAUGGUCCACCACCCAAAGGACAUCCAGACAACUUGAUACAACUGUGGGAAGCAUUGGAGUCAACAUGGGACAGCAUCCCUGUGGAACGCCUUUGACACCUUAUAGAGUCCAUGCCGUGACGAAUUGAGGCUGUUCUGAGGGCAAAAGAGGGGUGCAACUCAAUAUUAGGAAGGUGUUCUUAAUGUUUUGUACACUCAGUAUAUAUUGUUGCUCUCAUAAUCACAGGCUUAUAUACAGUAGCUAUGGCUUACAUAGAAAGCUAUCAAUCAGUCAUAAUGUCAUAGCACAAUCACAGUUUUAAGUAGAAGAUGAAAUGCUGUUUUCUUAUGUGUUUUUAUUUAUUUUAAUUUUUAAUCUGUCACUUUAUGUAGCUUAAAUCAAAGUAAUUUUGUUUGGUUUCAGGGAAUGACAUUGGAUGAUUUCAACAAAUUGGCGUUUGAUAUGAUCUUGAUGAGCCCUCCAUGUCAACCUUUCACUAGGUAUGUGCCUGUGUGUGUACGCGUACACAUGUGCCUAAGAUCUGGUGUUAGCAUUUAAAGAUUAUCUGAGUUAGGUCAUAGAUGUGUUAAAAAAGGGACACUGCAAUCGUCUUCCUCUCUGUAGGAUUGGGUUACAAGGUGACGUAACUGACCCCAGAACCAAGAGCUUUCUCUACAUCCUUGACCUUCUACCAAGGUCAGACACAUACAUUUACACUCCCUAUUCAUCUUUCCAGUUGGUCUCUCUUUCCAGUGCCUUGGUUGUUUUCUAGGUAGCUACUCUGUUUUGACCUAUUUCUAGCCAUAGGAUUGAAGUUCAUUCAGUCUUUUCCUCCACUGUAGUUACUCAGUUUCCCCUAUUUGUUACCUAGCUAGUAGCUAUUUCUGGAGUCAUUGAUUCAGUUCCAGGUCACUGAAACCAUUGUUCUACACCAUCAUGACCAUGUCAUUUUCUUACUCAUUACAUUCUGUUUAUAGAUAGACUGAUGUAAUAUCCUGUUGCAUAUUGCACAUUCAGAAAGUGUAAGAAUAUUGCCAUCAAUAUGAAUUCACCUCUCUGAAUUAUGUUAGUUUUUUUAUGAAUAAAGACAUGCUGUGUGGUUUGACCCUCUUCUCUCCCUGUAGGCUCAGCAAGUUGCCGCGCUUCAUUCUGCUGGAGAACGUGAAAGGCUUUGAGACGUCCUCCGCCAGGUAACCAUGGAGAUGGGAGUCCCCUGCUCUGGAAGGUCACUAUGGUUACCCUGUUGGCAGCCAAUGCGGUUUUGGGACAGGCUGUGUGUUUAGCCUGUCUCUGUCACUGUGGAUCUGAUCUGUGUACAGAACUUUCUCUGAGCACUAGACAGCCCACUUCUCUACUAAGUCCUGUAGGCCUAUAUAUUUUUCAGCUAAAUGCAAUUUUUUUGAUUUCGUUUACCACAUAAUUUCUCUAAAGCCCCUUUACUUUUCAACUGUCAUGUACAGUGCAUUUACUGCAGUCUUAUAACAAAUAUGAUAUACCAUUUUCUGUGAGAUGGCUAAAUGUAUGCCAAGAGUGAUGUCUGAAUAGUAUUUUCUACUCUGCCUAGGGACUCUUUGGUGAAAACGCUAAAGGAAUGUGGAUAUAACUAUCAGGAGCUCAUGGUUUCUCCUACAUGUGUAAGACAUCACGUUUCUUUACAUUACAGCAGCAUAGUGAGCUUACACAUCUUCUAGAUUCUAACUGUCUCUAUCUCUGUUCACAGCUGGGGAUGCCCAACUCCAGACUCCGGUAUUUCAUGAUUGCCAAAGCACCACCAGGAUCUUUCUCCUUCCACACCACUUCAGCGGUGGGGCCCAGUCACCUUAACAUCAAUCUCUAUUAUGUUAUGGAUAUGAUGUACCUAACUACAUGUAAUGAUGUCUACUUUGCAUUCCUGAAGGAGAAUGGCUCCAUACACUUUGUGGGCAAAAUUGUCUUCAUAUACAUUUUGUAGACAACAUCCUGGUUUUAUGUAUUUGUCACAACCAAGUAAACAAUGUGAGGUAAACGUAUUUCCUCCCAUGACCAGAUCCAGGAAGGUUUCCCGCACCCUGCAGACAAGGUCUUAUUAGAGCCCAGUUCUCCAAUCUCACCUAGUCCCACUACAACCACCUGCCAAAAGGACGAUCACAAGGAAGAUGAAGGUGGUAUCCUGUACAAGCUGGAGCGGGCCCAGGAUGCUGAGAGGAAGAGCAGUCAGAACAGAGACCCGUCCCUCAGACAGAUCAGGGCCUACCUGGAGGACCAGGGAGAAGGGGAGAUGGAGCAGUACCUCCUUCCUCCUAAGACCUUGCUGCGCUACGCUCUGCUCAUGGAUAUAGUCAGGCCCACCUGCAGGAGAUCUGUCUGCUUCACCAAAGGGUAUGGCAUCAAGCAGCAAUGGAGCAUAGACACAGUAGGGUUUUUUCUGGAUCAAAAAGGGGCCUAAGUGGUGGGCGUGGCAGGGGCGUGGUCGGCCUAUCGGUGCGGCUGAAUUUCAGAUAAAAUGUUGCAGUUCUAAAGGUAGCUUAGUGAUAUGACGUAGAUGCAGAAAGUAAACAGCAUAGUGGGUCAAUUUCUAAGAGCGUUGAAGUACGAGGCUCAACUUCUCUGCUUUUGGUCUUGUGGCUCCCUCUCUGUAAGAGUGUGAAGCGAACCCGUGCACAUGCAUCUCAAUAUCUGCAGUUCUGCUCGUGGCAACGUCAUUUCGCUGAGUCUACUGCUAAAGCUAAUUCCCUGUAGUUCUAUGCAUUUUGCCAUGGCUAAUGCUGUUCUUUUGCUCAAACAUAACAAAAUAUAUACUGCUAAAUUCAUUUUUUGGGGAAUUUUCAAUUCUCCCUGACUGUCUAGCUUUUAUUUUGGUAAUUGUUAGUUUUCAAAGUUUGUUAUAAAAUAAUAUAUAUAGGUCCAUUUAUCUUUUCUAAAUACUUCAUAUCUGGUUUUAGUUGUUUAAUUUGACACUGAAAGCGUUUUUCCCUCCCAAUGUUUUAUUAAUUUAUUUUUAAAUAUAUGAUAUAUAAUAAUAUUAUUAUUAUUAUUAUAUAUAUAUAUAUAUACAGUUGAAGUCGGAAGUUUACAUACACUUAGGUUGGAGUCAUUAAAACUCGUUUUUCAACCACUCCACAAAUUUCUUGUUAACAAACUAUUGUUUUGGCAAGUCGGUUAGGACAUCUACUUUGUGCAUGAUACAAGUAAUUUUUCCAACAAUUGUUUACAGACAGAUUAUUUCACUUAUAAUUCACUGUAUCACAAUUCCAGUGGGUCAGAAGUUUACAUACACUAAGUUGACUGUGCCUUUAAACAGCUUGGAAAAUUCCAGAAAAUGAUGUCAUGGCUAUAGAAGCUUCUGAUAGGCUAAUUGACAGCAUUUGAGCAUUUGUGGUCCUCUGUAGCUCAAUUGGUAGAGCAUGGCGCUUGUAAUGCCAGGGUAGUGGGUUCGAUCCCCGGGACCACCCAUACGUAAAAAUGUAUUCACACAUGACUGUAAGUCGCUUUGGAUAAAAGCGUCUGCUAAAUGGCAUAUUAUAUUAUUAUUAUUAUUAUUAUUAUUAUAUUAUAUUAAUUGGAGAUGUACCUGUGGAUGUAUUUCAAGGCCUACCUUCAAACUCAGUGCCUCUUUGCUUGACAUCAUGGGAAAAUCAAAAUAAAUCAGCCAAGACCUCAGAAAAAAAAUGGUAGACCUCCACAAGUCUGGUUCAUCCUUGGGAGCAAUUUCCAAACGCCUGAAGUUACCACGUUCAUCUGUACAAACAAUAGUACGCAAGUAUAAACACCAUGGGACCACAAAUCAAUCCCAAAACAACAGCAAGAACCUUGUGAAGCUGCUGGAGGAAACAGGUACAAAAGUAUCUAUAUCCACAAUAAAACGAGUCCUAUAUCGACAUAACCUGAAAGGCUGCUCAGCAAGGAAGAAGCCACUGCUCCAAAACCGCCAUAAAAAAGCCAGACUACGGUUUGCAACUGCACAUGGGAACAAAGAUAGUACUUUUUGGAGAAAUGUCCUCUGGUCUGAUGAAACAAAAAUAUAACUAUUUGGCCAUUAUGACCAUCGUUAUGUUUGGAGGAAAAAGGGGGUUGCUUGCAAGCCGAAGAACACCAUCCCAACCGUGAAGCACGGGGGUGGCAGCAUCAUGCUGUGGGGGUGCUUUGCUGCAGGAGGGACUGGUGCACUUCACAAAAUAGAUGCCAUCAUGAGGAAGGAAAAUGAUGUGGAUAUAUUGAAGCAACAUCUCAAGACAUCAGUCAGGAAGUUAAAGCUUGGUCGCAAAUGGAUCUUCCAAAUGGAUAAUGACCCCAAGCAUAUUCCCAAAGUUGUGGCAAAAUGGCUUAAGGACAACAAAGUCAAGGUAUUGGAGUGGCCAUCCCAAAGCCCUGACCUCAAUCCUAUAGAAAAUGUGUGGGCAGAACUGAAAAAGCGUGUGCGAGCAAGGAGGCCUACAAACCUGACUCAGUUACACCAGCUCUGUCAGGAGGAAUGGGCCAAAAUUCACCCAACUUAUUGUGGGAAGCUUGUGGAAGGUUACCUGACACGUUUGACCCAAGUUAAACAUUUUAAAGGAAAUGCUACCAAAUACUAAUUGAGUGUAUGUAAACUUCUGAACCACUGAGAAUGUGAUGAAAGAAAUACAAGCUGAAAUAAAUAAUUCUCUCUACUAUUAUUCUGACAUUUCACAUUCUUAAAAUAAAGUGGGGAUCCUAACUGACCUAAGACAGGGAAUUUUUACUACGAUUAAAUGUCAGGAAUUGUGAAAAACUGAGUUUAAAUGUAUUUGGCUAAGGUGUAUGUAAACAUCCGACUUCAACUGUAUAUAUUUCACACUGUUUGGACUUAGGCGACCCCAAAAAAACAAAUUUCAAUGGCAGAAAAACCCCUAAAAACCCUAAACAGUAUAGAGUAGCACAGCUUUACAUCAUACUCUCACCUAAUCUAGCCUGGUAUACCAUGCAUUUGACCCUAUAUGUUUUCAUUUGUUGGUAUCGUUCUUGUGUAAACUUCAGUAUUUGCUGAUUUUGUGUUCCCUAUUUUUCCACAGCUAUGGACACUACGUUGAGGGAACAGGCUCUGUGCUUCAGUCCUGUAUGGAAACAGAUGUAGGUUUUGACCUUACGACCUUACACAUGCCACACGUGUCUUCUAAUAGAUCACUUAGCCAGCUUAUGUAUACGUACACCCUCGCAAUGUCUAGGAGGUCUUAGACCUGCCUAGCUGCUCCAUUACCUGUCUCAAAGUGUACAUUUAACGUGACAGUAAGCAGAUGCGAGCAGGGUGUUGGCUGCAUGUGCCUAGGAGAACAGGGCGAGCUCUAUCCUGACAGAUAUGUUCUUUGUUUGUGUUUCCCCUCAGUUGGAAGCAGCGUUUAAAUCUCUGGAGCGUCUGUCUGAGGAGGAGAAACUACAGCAGCUGUCCAGGUUGAAGCUCCGCUACUUCUCCCCUAGAGAGAUAGCCAACCUCAUGGGCUUCCCCAAGCACUUCAGUGAGUCAUUCAUAUCCAUUAGCCCAUAACGUAGGACCUCUAUUUGAUUAGUUAGUUCAUCAAGUUAAUCAAGACCAAGAAUAAAUCCAAUCAAAUGCAGUACAAAACUCCAUAAAUCAUAGGCCUUAUACUGUAGGCCAUGUGAGGACUUUCCUCACUGAGUUAUACAAUUAAAACUAGCAUGCAGCCUACAGUAGUUCAUUAGUUGAGUUGUCGUCACAGCAAACACAGCACAUGCCUAGUCUUACGCACUUGCUCCAUGUAACCAUGUUAGUUACGGUGAGUGCUAAGCCUAGUUAGCUGCAGUGUUUUUCUAUACAAAGGAUUUAGCGUAAGGAGCUUUCUGGGUGGGUGAUAUAAUGAGAGUGAGUAGAGGACGUAGGAAGCAGGCCAAGAUAACAAGAUGAGAGGGGCCAGAGAGUAAGGGCCUGCGGGUGACAAGAGAAGGGAUCUUAAUACUAAGCUAACAAAUUGAAUUGUUUUAAGAUGGUCAUACCAUGGAUCAUUUAGCUAUUUGAUUUAGAAUUUUGGGACCCCUUUAGGUAUAAAAAAUAUAGAUUUUUUUGGGACAGAUAAAAUAUUGAAUUUGGCCUUUACUACAAUAGCCCAUAGAAACGCAUCGACUAAGACAUUCAUAAUUGGCUAAAAAGACAGUCAAAAAAUAAAUAAGGUUUUGAAGUGUCUGUCCUAUAUCUAGGAGAUAUAAGAACGCUCAGGAAAUAUAUAAUCUAUUUUGUACACAUACAGUGCAUUCGGAAAGUAUUCAGACCCCUUGACUUUUUCCACAUUUUGUUAUGUUACAGCCUUAUUCUAAAAUUGAUUAAAUUGUCCCAAUCUACACACAAAACCCAUAAUGACAAAGCAAAAACAGUUUUUAUAAAUUUUUGCAAAUUAAUAAAAAAUAAAAAACGGAAAUAUAAGUACACAUUUACAUAAGUAUUCAGACCCUUUACUCAGUACUUUGUUGAAGCACCUUUGGCAGCGAUUACAGCCGCAAGUCUUCUUGGGUAUGACGCUACAAGCUUGGCAAACCUGUAUUUGGGGAGUUUCUCCCAUUCUUCUCUGCAGAACCUCUCAAGCUAUGUCAGGUUGGAUGGGGAGCGUUGCUGCACAGCUAUUUUCAGGUCUCUCCAGAGAUGUUAGAUCGGGUUCAAGUCCGAGCUCUGGCUGGGCCUCUCAAGGACAUUCAGAUACUUGCCCGGAAGCCACUCCUGCGUUGUCUUGGCUGUGUGCUUAGGGUCAUUGUCCUGUUGGAAGGUGAACCUUCCCCCCAGUCUGAGGUCCUAAGCACUCUGGAGCAGGUUUUUAUCAAGGAUCUCUCUACACUUUGCUCCGUUUAUCUUUCCCUCGAUCCUGACUAGUCUCCCAGUCCCUGCCGCUGAAAAACGUCCCCACAGCAUGAUGCUGCCACCACCAUGCUUCACCGUAGGGAUGGUGCCAGGUUUCCUCCAGACGUGAUGCUUGGCAUUCAGGCCAAAGAGUUCGAUCUUGGUUUCAUCAGAACAGAGAAUCUUGUUUCUCAUGGUCUGAGAGUCCUUUAGGUGCCUUUUGGCAAACUCCAAGUAGGUUGUCAUGUGCCUUUUACUGAGGAGUGGCUUCCGUCUGGCCACUCUACCAUAAAGGCCAGAUUGGUGGAGUGCUGCAGAGAUGGUUUUCCUUCUGGAAGGUUCUCCCAUCUCCACAGAGGAACGCUGGAGCUCUGUCAGAGUGACCGUCGGGUUCUUGGUCACCUCCCUGACCAAGGCCCUUCACCCCCGAUUGUUAAGUUUGGCCUGGCGGCCAGCUCUAGGAAGAGUUUUGGUGGUUCUAAACUUCUUCCAUUUAAGAAUGAUGGAGGCCACUGUGUUCUUGGGGACCUUCAAUGCAGCAGGAAUGUUUUGGUACCCUUCCCCAGAUCUGUGCCUCGACACAAUCCUGUCUCUGAGCUCUGUGGACAAUUCCUUCGACCUCAUGCCUUGGUUUUUGCUCUGACAUACACUGUCAAGUGUGGGACCUUAUAUAGACAGAUAUGUGCCUUUCCAAAUUAUGUCCAAUCAAUUGAAUGUACCACAAGUGGACUCCAAUCAAGUUGUAGAAACAUCUCAAGGAUGAUCAAUGGAAACAGGAUGCACCUGAGCUCAAUUUAGAGUCUCAUAGCAAAGGGUCUAAAUACUUAUUUAAAUAAGGUACUUCUGUUUUUAAGUUUUUUAAUACAUUUGCAAAAAUGUAUAAAAAACCAGUUUUUGCUUUGUCAUUAUGGGGUAUUGUGUGUAGAUUGAUGAGGACAAUUUUUAUUUAAUCAAUUUCAGAAUAAGGCUGUAACAUAACAAAAUGUGGAAAAAUUGAAGGGGUAUGAAUACUUUCCGAAUGCACUGUAUUUAAGACCUUGUUUUUGUUGGCACAAUACUACUUCCAUUCAUUUGUAUGGGUUACCUUCAGACGAGUCCCAUGACACUUGGGGGUCGUAGACAAAACGGAGAGAGUCACCCCUGUUAAUGAGAAUCACCCCUUUCCGUAGAGUGGUUCUAAAAGUUUUUUAGGCCAAACCAUUCGGACACUGCAGACGUUUUCGUCAGAAAACCGAUUUUCGGGGUGUCUCAUGGUCUGACAAACAUAGCUGUAGCUCGGCCACCUUCCACCACAGAUGCGGAAGACCGACAUAGGCGGAUGCGGUGGAUUGAGACGCAGCCCAUGCAAAAAAACUGAUAUUUUUAGCUUAAACUGACAGAUUUUGAUGGGGAUUUUUGUAUUAUGUUACUUAGGUGUGUCAAUUGACUCUUAAGGAUUUUAAUGAGGUAUGGACAUUCUCAUACAACUGUUUAGUCUCUUGACAAUGUUGGGAAAAACUAACCUGGAAAUCAGUAUAUGUUUAGUCUUGUUCAUAGGAUAAUAUGUGAUGUAAUGAUUUUGUGUUGUUUUUCUUGCAGAUAUCCCAAAGAACAUCUCCACCAAGCAGCAGUACCGAGUCCUGGGGAAUAGCCUGAACGUACAUGUGGUUGCCCGGCUCAUAGAACUCUUGGUAUCCUAACCAGGUGUAUACAACUCAUGGUAUCCUAACCCAAAAUACAUUCUGCCUAGGGGAAAAUACUGUUUUCCAGUUUAUAUCUGUGUUAUAACUGUGCUACUAGUGAGAUAAUGUAGCCACAGUCUGUCUGUCCUAGAGUCCACAGUUGGGCCAGAGGGACAAGUUACAUACUGUAUUUAUUGUAUAAACGAUGUGCUACACGACAUGGAUUGGAAUCAUGGAAUCAUGGAAUCAACCUCUGCAGAUGCCUUUGCUUUUUUCAUUUCAAUUUCAAAUCUGCUAACUGAAUUAAAUAAAACUUUUUUUUUGCUAUA